AUGGCCUCCUUCAGCACCACGCCAGCUGCACUCUGGCCAGCUCCCAGCUGCCAUGGCUAUAAAUAUCCCCUUCCCACCCAUCUCCCGUCCAUCACUGUCCUCACUUCGACUCAAACACCACUCCAAAAAUCUCCCUCUGAUCUUCCCUCCGAGGUCGUUCCUUCGCACGGUCGGCGAAAUCUAAUAGCCAUGUAUCGUCGGAGGACGCCCAAUACCGGCAACCACGGGAUCACGAGCGAAUCCUCUUGUACCUCUCCCAUCGAUACCGACAAUGAUAGACCGUUCGAGCCCGAUUCCUCUGAGACCGAUCUCACCGAGCCGGAGCGCUCCCCUCCAGCGGGUCGAACGAUUGCUCGGAAGAAGCCAAGCCCAAAGACUGGAACAAAAUUGUUACCAACAGACCUGUCGAAUGUGAAACGUGUCCACCAGGCCCGAUACCAAGUCCCCGAUGAUGAUGAUGACACAGAUGAGGACCUGGCCCAAGGGGUUGCGGAGGAUGCACUGCGUGAGGCGUCACCAAAUGACAUGCAUCGAUUUCUUAAUUGGUGUCUGAAGCUGGAGUACAGUCCCGAUGGUCGCCGCCAGAAAGGCUAUACAAAGGCCAGCGCCCUAGAAGCGGAUUGGAAGUACUUCCGAAUUUACUACCAGCGAGUUACCAAAAUCGAGAUGAGUAAAGAGAUGGGCGAGGCCGUUCGCACGGGCAUGAGAUACUUGGUGGAUAAGCGCGGUCUGAACAAACAACCGCGCGCAAAUGUCCCAGUAUAUAUCGAAGAUAUGAUUCCAUUCAAUGAGACAAUUCUUCAAACACGGGAGAAGCUAUUCCACUUAGGGUUUCAGCGCAUUAUCCUAUGUCUAUACAACACUAUUAGGUUAUUUACCAUCAACCGAAAACAGGCAAUGCUUGACCUUCAGUUCAAGCAUCUACAAAUAUCGCUCCAGCAGGAUCCGCAUGGAGGACCUCCGAAGCCGAUGAUCGAACUCGAGCCCCAGUUUGUGAAAAGCGUCCUAGGCAUGUCGAAGCUCAACACGUUCGCGCUACCUGAAAUUGUCUACGGCGUGUCACUUGUCUUCAGCCCGCAUGUCAUACUCUUCAUCAUAUUAUUUUAUGUUCACGCCUUUGAAGCGCCUUAUUUAACAUCGAUGGAAGACCUUCGGAGACUGCUUGUCGAGGGUGGUCGACAGGAAAUGCUACUUCCCUUGAGUAAAGAGAUGGAUAAUUACUAUGUCUUCCCGAAGGUCGAGGUGAUCUGUGGCCAGCCCCGCAUUUUAUGGGAGACACCCAUGGAUGGAAGCACACUCGACGCACAGCUCAGGACAUCCAGAGGUGAUUUACUGGAUAAGAGUGGUUUCGUCAGUAAAGCACAGCGUAAUGUGAUCAUGGCCCACGCCACUAGCAGAACGUUUAUCAAACAUUAUCGUCCCCGUCGGCAUACUGGUUUACAAGAAAUCAUGUGCGGCCUCAAUCCAGACGAAGAAUUCUUAAAGGCUGUGACCCGGAUGAGCCGUUGGAUUGAUCGGCGGCGACCACGAUACCUGAGCGACGCUGAUCGAGAAUCAGUGGAAAAAGACCCAGAACUGCAAUCAGCCAUAUACUGGCAAGUCGAUUUAGAGACCCAGUGCGCUGAUCGCUCUCACAACCCAGCACUGCGGGCGAUGCUGGAGGACCAGAAGCGUCAAGUCCACAAUCUGCGCCGGCGUCUGCAAGACAAACGGCGGAAAGAAACACGCCGCGAGUUCGGUCGGAAAAAGGCGGUGAUUGACAUUGAAAGACAGUUGACUGGUGGGGCUGUCAGUGAUGAGCCUGCGCGCGAGGUAUUGCGGAAGAAGUUUGAAAUGCCAUCGGAGCAGAUUCUUCUCGUGGAGACGUUCUUUACUUGGCCCACCACCGAUUCAUUAGAAGACGAGUGGACGCGGCGCAACAAAGCUGUUGCUGCUGGAAUACAAUAUUGCGGUUUUCAGGAGGGUGGGCCCCUUAGGGGACGACGGAAGCGCUCUGCCCCGUCCGACAAUGAGGAUGUCGUUCCCUCACCGCCAGCUCGAAAGAAAAAGGCUGAUUCGCCGCCAACUACGUCGUGGGAGAAGGGACACACCGCUAGCGGGAAACUUAUCCCGAAUGCAGAGCAAACAUUCGCAUGCUUCCAAUGUCCCAAGGCAUACUCCGACUAUAAUGGAGUGAGGAGGCAUUUUAGGGGUUCACACUUGAUGGACCGAAGAUGUAAUGUUUGUGAUCUUUUCGUCCUGCACGAGAUGCACUUGCGGAGGCAUGCUUCUGAGGCCCAUGGUCUUCGAACAUGA
This is a messenger RNA of Penicillium taxi, 2295 nucleotides long. Its product is annotated as DUF3435 domain-containing protein. The transcript is spliced from 7 exons. The coding region runs from base 1 to 2295 and encodes 764 amino acids. Lineage: Eukaryota; Fungi; Ascomycota; Eurotiomycetes; Eurotiales; Aspergillaceae. The record is from RefSeq and is a predicted model, not a curated record.